Molecule: messenger RNA, 1812 nt
Organism: Erinaceus europaeus (western European hedgehog)
Lineage: Eukaryota; Metazoa; Chordata; Mammalia; Eulipotyphla; Erinaceidae
Product: IQ domain-containing protein C
Molecular function (GO): protein binding
Source: RefSeq, a predicted model, not a curated record
CUCUGGGGGCGGGGCUGUGGGCCGGCGCAAGCGGCAGAGUCACCUCCCGGAGGGCCGGGGACUGUUGCCGUGGAGACGACGGGGCAGGACCUGCGCCAGGCGCAGGCCAGUGACGUAUUUGGAAGGCGCCCACCAGGGCAGCUGGCUGUUAGCGCCCAAUGGAGCAGCGGGAACAAUUUCUUCGAAGGGUGACGGCACUGCAAGCCUGUAUCCGGGGCUAUUUGGUCCGUCGCCAAUUCCUGAGUCUGCGAGAUGAAUAUGAGGCUGUUGUACAAGAGAUCGAGGGUGAUCUGGGAACACUUCGGUGGACAGAAGGCUGGGUUCCCAGGCCUCUAUUCCUUCCAAAGAAAGCAAAAUUUCAUUGGACCAGGCAAAGUGGAGAAAAGGUACCAGGUCCAGAGCAAAAACAGUGCAGCCACAUCCCAUGUAAUGAACCUGAGAAAAAGGCUGUCUGGGAAAAGAAGGUGAUGAAGAAGCAAGGAGAGAGCUCAGUGACCUCAGACAGCCUUCCCUGCAGAGAUGACAGCCCCUGGCUUCAGGAUGAGCAGAGCAGGAAACCCAGCCACAAAGAGAUCAGAAAUACAUCAAGGAUCAAGAACCCAGACGACUCAGGUCCAAGACUUCACCACAGCCAGACUCAGCUCCAAGAGCUCCAGCACCACCGCAGCAACUUGGCCAUGGAACUAUUAUGGCUUCAACAGGCUAUCAAUAGCCGCAAGGAGUAUCUAAUUCUCAAGCAGACACUGAACUCCCCAGAGGUGGACCAGACCGGAGACAAGUCCAGCUUGUAUCUAGACCACAGGGGAUAGGCCUUUGAAAGGGCCAGGACACAACCAAGCCCAUCUCUGGAAGACCCCUACAGAGACAGGAUCACUAUAGAGAGAGAUUGCACCGAUGAGUCCAUACUGGAGGCUCAGGUGACAAUCCAUGAAUCCCCAGAAUUGGCCUCCACAGAUGACACUACUGCUGGGACCAAAUAUAGGAACCCUGGCCACAGGAGCACUGGACCACAACUGUCCAUACUAUCAGAUGAUCAGGCCAAAGAGAACAGGUUCACCAAAGGGCCAAGCUGUGAGAAGGACUCUGGAAGGAAUCUGCCUACAAUGGACAAAGUCUUAGAGGGCCAGAAUCCCAAAGGCAUCUGUUCUGGAGAAAUUAGAACACAGUUACCUGUAUUCUGUGAAAGGCCAAAUAUUCGACAAGUCUUCCAGAGAGACAGACCACAAAGAACCUGCCUGCCAAAGAGCUAGACCACAAGGGUUAGACCUCUCAGAGGGCUGCAUCUCCUGGGAUGAGACUUUGGCAGGGCCAGAGGAUGGUGGCCUGGAUCUCCGGAGGACUAAACCACCCAAGGGCCAGACUUGCAGUGAAAAAAUUUCUAGGGAAAGAACUUAUAGUAAACCCAGUCAGGAAGACUGGGGAAACCAGAGGACUGCACCAUGGAAGUCAAGGUGAACCCAGAAACUGUGAAACAGUCUUCCACGGCACCUCAGCACACAGAGAACCAGUGCAGAGGCUGGCCAUGGAAAACAGGAACACCAGGCUACAUGCAGGAGAGCAGGGGAGAGCGAGGUUCUCAAGGCAGGUGCCAUGAGAACACAGUGAGGGAGACACAGCAUCAUCCUAGCUCCCUGGAACCAGCCUGUAUCCUGUCCCUGCCCUGUAGUGACUAAUGGAGGCAAGGAACUGGAACCAGUGUAGGAAGAAGAAGAAGAUGGAGAUUCAUCCUUUGUUUCUAGCUAAAUCCAAGCUUAGGUGUCUGGCGGAGAAAAGGGAGGCAUCUGAUGAAUAAAGGUUUCUCUUGUGUUCUGA